AUGUCCAGUCUCCCACAAGAUGUCCUGAUAAAGCUCAUAGAGGUCCUCGCUCAACUAGCCUCGUCCGACAAUGCAGUCCGCGCCACGGCCGAGGACCAGCUGGACAAGGAAUGGAUGCUCACAAAGCCCGACGCGCUUCUCACAGGUCUCGCUUUCCUCUCUCGGAAUAAUAGUGACCCUGAGCUGCGUGCAUUUGCGGCAGUGGUGACGCGCCGGGUCGCAUUCAAGGCUUCACCAAAUGAAGGCCCAACAGGGACGAAGACUGUAUGGGAGUGUGUUCAAGAAGAGACUCGAGACGCCGUCAGGACGCAUUACUUGGCGGCCUUGACCCAGGAGACAGAUCGGUCGGUCCGAAAUAGAGUCUGCGACACUAUCUCCGAACUUGCCCAUUCUACCCGCACCAAGCAACACCCAUGGCCAGAGGUGUGCCCGGCGGUUUACGCAUGCACACAGUCGAAGACGAGACCGGAUCUUAGAGAGGCAGGAUACAGAAUCAUGAAUUCGUCGCCCAGUCUUCUCAGUGGUCAAUCGGCCGAGGACGCUGUUACCUUGUUCAACGCAGGCUUGAACGACGCCAAUCUUCUCGUGCGGUUAUCAGCGGUCAAGGCAACGGUUUCCUUUAUUCAAGACACGAAUCACGAGACGCGGAACGCAAUGGACAAAACGAUGAUGCCGAUGAUGGAGUCCCUGGCGGCGUUCAAGAAGGCAAAAUACGAGGUUGCCCUGGUAGAAGCUGUCUCUGCCCUGAUCGAACUAGCAGAGCGAGCUCCUCGACUGUUCCGCCACAUCAUUUCCACUAUCCCCAUGUUGAUCGAGAUGGCAGAGGAGAAGACAUUGGAGGAUCAGACGAGACAGGUCAUGUUGGAACUGAUGAUUACGUUGGCUGAGUGCUCUCCAAGCUGGUUCAAGCGCGUCCCCGAUUUUGUGACGAGGAUUGUCCCCGUUUCGCUGGAGAUGAUGACAGAGUUGGAGGAUGAGGCAGAUUGGUACAUGGCGGAUGAUCAGGACGAAGAGGACGCGGAUACCAACUCUGUCAUUGGCGAACAGGCGAUCGAUCGACUCUCGCGAGCCCUGGGUGGCAAGGCUAUCUUGCCUGUAAUCUUUGGAUACAUCCCCAAGAUGUUAGCCAACGAGCAAGAGUGGAAGUGUCGACAUGCCGGGCUGAUGGCCAUCUCGGCGAUGGGCGAGGGCUGUGGGCGGGUCAUGGAGGGCGAACUGACAAAGAUUGUCCACAUGGUGGUCCCCUUCCUGCGGGAUUCUCAUGCCAGAGUCCGGUUUGCGGCCUGUCAUACGGUCGGCCAAAUGGCGACCGAUUUUGCGGGGCCGCUGCAAAAGAACCAUCAUGCUGUAGUCCUGACCAACCUGAUCCCGGUCAUGGACGAUGCUCCUUACCCUCGGGUCCGGUCCCAUGCUGCGGCGGCGUUGGUGAACUUUUGCGAGGACAUUGACAAGGCGAUUUUGGGACCUUAUCUGGACGCGAUCUUUGACCGUCUGUUAUCGUUGCUCGGCACGGGGACCACUUUUGUGCAGGAGCAGGCUAUUACUACCAUGGCGGCCGUCGCGGACAGUGCGGAGGACAAGUUCUUGACGUACUAUAGUCGCGUCAUGCCUCUGUUGAUCAGUGUUCUUCGACAGGCUACCAGUCCGGAGUACCGACUGUUGAGAGGCAAAGCGAUGGAGUGUGGUAGUUUGAUUGCGCUUGCGGUCGGGAAGGAGAUCUUCGCACCCCACGUCCAGGAGUUUAUCAAGCUGUUGGUCCAAACUCAGACCAGUCUUAUGGAAGCCGACGAUCCUCAGACGUCGUACUUGCUGGCGGCCUGGGCGCGUAUCUGCAAGGUCCUUGGUCCAGACUUUGUGCCCUACCUCGACAUUGUGAUGCCACCGCUUCUGGCCAGCGCACGACUCAAGCCAGACCUCGCAGUCCUUGACCCGGAAGAAGAUAUCGACUCCAAGUAUGCGGCCGAAGAUGGGUGGGAGUUUGUUGGUGUUGACGGACAGCAUAUCGGGAUCAAGACGACGGUCCUGGAGGAGAAGUGUACGGCGAUCGAGAUGUUGAUCUGUUAUGCUCGCGAGUUGGGACCCGGGUUCCGGCCGUACUUGGAGCAAGUCCGCGAGAUUGUAUUGCCGUUGCUUCGGUUCUAUUUUCAUGACGGCGUUCGACAUGCUGCGGCGGCGACUCUUCCGCAUAUGGUCUCGUGUGCCAAGCAGGCAGAGCUUGGACAGGAUUAUCUGGUCGCCUUUUGGUUUCAGAUAUGUGUCAAGAUGUUGGAGGUUAUGGCGACGGAGAAGGAUGCGUCGUUCUUAUUGCAACUCUACACUUCCUUCUAUGAGUGUUUGGAUGCGUUGGGGUCUGGACCCAGUCUCAGCACUGAGUUGUUAGAGGCCUUCACGCGGGCGACGGAUGCUCAACUGCGGGAACAAUAUAGCCGAUUGAAGAAACGACAAGAAGACCGGACGGCCAACCAUCUGGAUGCGGAGGAGAAGGAAGUCAUAGAUGAGGAGGAAACGACCGCCGAGGCUGUCCUGGCCGAGAUAGCGCGCGCAAUUUUCACAGUCCUCAAGACCCACGGUGUUGGAUACAUGGUCCAUUUCCGGUCCCUGGAACCCAUCCUGGCAACGUACUUGAACGACACCAACGCCUUCUCACGUCAAUGGGCCAUCGGCGUCCUCGAUGACCUGGUUGAAUUCACAGGACCACAUUCCUGGCCCAUCAUGGUCCCCUUCCUACCCCAAAUUCUCAACUCUGUCAUGGACCCCCAAGCGCCCGAAGUCCGCCAAGCUGCCUGUUACGGCCUCGGACUCUGUGGUCAAUUCGGUGGAGCCCCCUAUGCUGAACUCUGUAGUGCUGCCCUCUCCCCCUUAUUCCAAGUCAUCCACGAGCCCGGCGCUCGGUCCACUGAAAAUAUCUUUGUCACCGAGAACGCUAUCUCGGCAGUGACCAAGAUCUGCAAGUUCAACAGCUCGCAUUUCGACAUCAACACCGUCCUCCCAUCCUGGGUCCAGACUCUCCCGAUCCUUUAUGACGAAGAAGAGGCCCCCAUGACCUACAGUUAUAUGUUGGACUUGCUUGAGAGUCAACAUCCUGCGGUGUUGGGGUUGAAUAAUGUGAACGUGCCACAUUUGGUGACGGUGAUGGUCGAGGCACUUGUUGCCGGUGUGGUCCCGGAACCGACGCAGAGUCGGAUGGUGUAUAUCUUGAAGGCUGCGUUGAGUACUCUUGAUGCGGCGAUUACGACGACGCUUUGGAAUAGUAUUGCGCCCGAGAAGCGGAAGACCCUUCAGGACCUCCGCUACCUCUAA
Linnemannia hyalina is the source of this 3300-nucleotide messenger RNA. Lineage: Eukaryota; Fungi; Mortierellomycota; Mortierellomycetes; Mortierellales; Mortierellaceae. The record is from the annotation of a GenBank genome assembly.